AUGGGGUUCAGUUGGAGUCUCUUCUUCGCCCAGCGGAUCUCGGAACGCCUGAUGUCUCAGGUUCCCUCUCUUUUGCACAGCAAGCUGGCGGUGGACAAAGGCGAUCCGAUGUACUUCUCAGACCAGGUGCCGAAUGCAGCUUACCAUUAUGUCUACGUCGACAACUUAGGCGUCCUUUCUAGAUCUCGGGAACUAGUGGCUACAGGACUCGCCGAGCUAACCGAGAUCUUCAACCAGAAGGGUUUAUUGCUUCACACCGGGGAGGUGGGACAUGAUAACAUCCAGACUUUGGGCGUGUCACUGGAUGGUGCCAACCUCACCACGUCCCUCACCCCAGAGAGGUUCCAUCGAGUUCGUCAGGGAGUUCGUGGGCUUCUCCGCCGGGGCAGGUGUUCGGGAAAGACGCUGGAAAUUGUUGUCGGUCAUUGUACAUACUGUGGGCUGCUUCAUCGAGGGACCUUGUCCGUCUUUCAUGCUGUGUACAAGUUCAUACAGAGGCACUACACUGACACGGUAAAACUCUGGCCCUCGGUGAAGGUGGAGUUGCGUGUGUUCGCAGGCCUCAUGCCCUUCCUCAUCUCCGAUUGGUCGAGGGCUUGGAAUGACAAGGUCUUUAUCUCUGACGCGAGCGAGGAGGGCUUUGGUAUCUGCUCAGCAACUUGGCCUGUCGACGAGGUCCGAAAAGCCGGUGCCUUGAAGGAGCGACUUCGCUUUCGUCGUUCAGGCGGGCAUAAUGCCAGGGAGAGCGCGCUCACCGCGGCCGGCUUUGUGCGGGAUGAAAUCUCAGGCGCGUGGAGGGCUUCGGAGCUCUCCGCCGAGGAGUACUUGGACAGCUCAGGUUGGGAGAUCAAUCAGGAUUUUCCCGAGAUCAGUGGUGCGCUUCUUGCCCGUGAUUGGGAAACCGUCCAGGCCGGAGAAUGGGCGAGGGCCGAGCACAUUGUUCACUUGGAAGCUCGGGCCCUUGUGAAAAGCUUUGAAGCCUGUCACGAAGUUACAGACUGUUGCGACAGAUUCGAAGACUUUAUGGGCAUGCUCUCCUGGGAUAUCGAUGUCCAUUUUAGGUGGGUCCCCUCUGAACUCAAUCCCGCAGAUGGUCCUAGUCGCUUGAACUCGAAAGUGGAGUCAAAGACCCUGCUGCGCAGCCUUCCUUUGCAUGAUGCCGGCAACCGCGGCCGUGAUUGGGCCGAAGAGGGUGCGGACGUUAGCGCAGGGCUCCGGUGCUCCUUCACUGCCGCCAAAGCGAAGCAGGACCUGUCGGAAGAACUGGGCAGCAAACAAGCCCGGAAGCCGCUGAAGCUGGAGGCCGUGGUGGCAAACCCCCGCCUCGCCAAGCCCGUGGCGCACACUUGCCGGUCGUCGGACAGCUCCAGCAGCACUUCGGAGCCUCUCGUCACGAAGCGACGGCAACGACUCCUCGCCAGACGAUCGCGGCAUCGUGUGCGGAAGUAUGUGUCCGAGAUGAUGGAAUCGAAGGACCAGGGGCUAACCUUGUUGGAGAGGAAGGCGGUGACCGCCAAGACGGAGGCCUACUACACCAAGGAGUACGAGGAGUUCACACGCUUUGCCCGGAAAACUUUGGGGUACUCAGUGAACGGGAUGGUGGCGAACCCCGAAGGCAUGGACGAGGCGCUCACGAAGCAUUUCAACGACCUCUUCAUGAUGGGUCAUCCUGCGCAUCGCGGGGACAAAGUGCUUGCGUCAGUCAUGCACCGGCACCCGGACUUCAGCAAGUUGGGGGCAAAGAAGCUGCCCCAUGCGUGGCGCUCCCUGAAAGGUUGGCGACGCUUGGCUCCGGGACAGUCGAGACUGGCUUUUCCGCUUGCGGUUUGGGCUGCUUUAGCCUGCGAGCUCAGAAGAAUGCAUCAGUUGCGGAUGGCCAUUUUUCUUCUCAUCGGGCUGAGCAGCUACUCUCGACCCAGCGAGCUGCUUCGGGUCACUGUGGCUUGCUUGGUCGCGCCCUCGAGAAGAGUCACAGACCACUGGAGCUUGGUGUUGAACCCGGAAGAAGGCGGUACUCCUUCGAAAGUGGGGGAGUUCGACGACAGCGUGCUCUUAGACUCAGCUUGGCUGCAGCCUUGGGCGCCCCGCCUCUUCCGCACCUUGGUGCAAGGAGCCGGGAGCCGUCCGCUGUCGGACUUCGCGUACUCCGACUUUCUGAGCUACUUCAACCAAGCGGCCACCCGCCUUCAGCUGCCCGUCACCCCGUACCAGUGGCGGCACAGUGGUCCGUCUAUCGACAUCAGUCGUCGAUUUCGGACCCUGACGGAAGUGCAGAAGCGCGGACGAUGGAAAAGCCCGAAAAGCGUGACCCGCUACGAGAAGAGCGGAAGGCUGGAUGAACUUCAAUGGACUGCCUCUCAAAGUCCAGCAGCACUGCCUCGAGGCCGAGUCACUUCUCGGGGCGGUGAUGGCCGGCGCGGCCGCUGCGCCCCAGGCCUCGUACGCUGGCGUGGGCGGCCUGGGUUCUACUUGAUGGACCUCUUUUCGGGCAGUGGCGGUGUCUCAGAGCUGUUCGCAAGCUAG
Molecule: messenger RNA, 2523 nt
Organism: Symbiodinium sp. CCMP2592
Lineage: Eukaryota; Dinophyceae; Suessiales; Symbiodiniaceae
Source: the annotation of a GenBank genome assembly